CGGCAGCCGGAGCGCGGCGCGCGCAGGACAGAGCUCCAGAUGGACCCGGAGAACGACGGGAGCAGAGCUGCAGCUCCUCGCCGGCUGGAGAGGCUGCCCAGCACUGCCUGGAUGACCCGGACCUGGUGCCGCUCACAGCGCAGCAGCCCGUCAUGGGGGACGGCGGCGCGUCUCCGCUGCUGAACUUCCAGAAUGGAUCCGGGAGCGACGCGGCGGCGGCGGCGGCGGAGGCGGGUGCGGGGGACGCGCCGGGCUCGGCUGCGGCCGCGUCCGAGCAGUGGAUGGCGGGGAUGAGCCUGCUCAUGGGUUUGAUCGUCGUGUUCAUCGUGUUCGGGAAUAUCCUGGUCAUCGUGGCCAUCGCCAGGACGCAGAGGCUGCAGACGCUCACCAACGUGUUCAUCGUGUCCCUGGCGAGCGCGGACCUCAUCAUGGGGCUGCUGGUGGUCCCGUUCGGCGCCGCGCUGGAGGUGCGCGGCUCCUGGCUCUACGGCUCCUUUUUCUGUGAGUUCUGGAUCUCGGUGGACGUCCUGUGCGUCACCGCCAGCAUCGAGACCCUGUGCGUAAUCGCCAUAGACAGGUACGUGGCCAUCACCUCGCCUUUCCGCUACCAGAGCUUGUUGACUAAAGCCCGGGCCAAGGCGGUGGUGUGCGUGGUGUGGGCCAUCUCCGCGCUGGUCUCCUUCCUCCCCAUCCUCAUGCACUGGUCGCGGGACAGCGUGGACACCGCCUGCUACGAGGACCCCGAGUGCUGCGACUUUGUGACGAACAGGGCUUACGCCAUCUCCUCAUCCAUCAUCUCCUUUUACAUUCCUCUGCUGGUCAUGAUAUUUGUUUACGCCCGCGUCUACAGGGAGGCGAAGAAGCAGGUGAGGAAGAUCGACCAGUGCGAAGGCAGGUUCCACAACACCCUGACUGGACUGACGUCCAAAUGCAAGAAGCGGCCGUCCAAGAUCCUGGCGCUCAGGGAGCAGAAGGCGCUGAAGACCCUGGGCAUCAUCAUGGGGACCUUCACCCUGUGCUGGCUGCCCUUCUUCAUCGUCAACGUGGCGCGCGCCUUCAGCGCGGAGGUGGUGAACAAGGACCUGUUCGUGUUCUUCAACUGGCUGGGCUACGUCAACUCCGCCUUCAACCCCAUCAUCUACUGCCGGAGCCCGGACUUCAGGAAGGCGUUCAAGAGGCUGCUGUGCUGCCCGCGGCAGGCGGACCGCCGGCUGCACAUCAGCUCCUGCGACCUGACGCGCUGCUCCGGGGGCUUCGUGUCCGCGCUGGAGCCCGGCGCGCUGGGCAUGUGGACGGACUGCACGGGCCUGGACAACAGCGACAGCAGCCUGGUGGGCACGGCCAAGCUGUCCCACUCGGAAUCUCAGCUGUGAUCCGUUUUUCUUUGGAAGGAACACGCAGUGAUCGAAUCACUGAGGCGGAUCUGGAGCGCGCACAAGACAAGAGCCAUACGUUUUAUACCCAAAGUGCGUCUUUUUUUUAAAUAUAAAAAAAAAAACAAGACUCACUCAAACACCAGGCGAAAAUAUUCGAAAAUAAAGUGGAUAUCUCUCCGGGAUGGCUCCUUAUCAGAAGAGAUGAUCCAGUUUUCCCGAUUGCGGUUGUGGAUCAGUCUUAGACAAACAGCGCACGGAUGCGCUUUUUUCAAAAAUGUCUCUUAUAGUUCAUGGGAUCUGAUAAGCUGUUCACAUAUGUAUGUAUAAAGACACGCUGGGGAGGGGGUGGGUAUUCUGUGAGUUUUUAAGAUUAAUUUAUUCUCUAAAGGACCGCUCAGGCGCAUUAUUAUGGGACCUUUUUUUUCCUCUUUUACGCGCGCUGGUCAGGAGCGAGACAUUUGUCGGAGAGACUGUAUAGUAGCGGCUUUAGAGCUCACAGUGGUGUGUUUUACCUCACAGCCGAAGGCAAGUGCAAUCCGUACGACAGGUAUUUGUUUAUAUUAAACAUUUCUGUGAAGAUAGACGUGUAAUUUAUUCCGCACUAUCUUUUUUUGCAACCGAGCAAGUGAUUGUGGGGCGGUUUCCCGCGCCCCGUGUACAUAUCCUGUGGUGUGUUUAGUACUGAAGCGAGGGAUUUAAGCCUCUCUCUCUGUGUUUGGCUUGACAUGCUAUUGUGGGGUUGUCUGCUAACGUCUGUUGAAAUAAAAAGGAAGUCCCGUUGUUAUUGUUCGAGCUUUAUUUUGGGGAAAUUAAUAGAAAUAA
Salarias fasciatus (jewelled blenny) is the source of this 2198-nucleotide messenger RNA. RefSeq names its product adrenoceptor beta 1 (gene adrb1). The transcript has a single exon. Lineage: Eukaryota; Metazoa; Chordata; Actinopteri; Blenniiformes; Blenniidae. Bases 153 to 1373 code for a protein of 406 amino acids. Gene Ontology annotation, cellular component: plasma membrane. The record is from RefSeq and is a predicted model, not a curated record. Gene Ontology annotation, molecular function: beta1-adrenergic receptor activity. Gene Ontology annotation, biological process: positive regulation of MAPK cascade; positive regulation of heart contraction; adenylate cyclase-activating adrenergic receptor signaling pathway.